CCUCUCUCUCUCUCAAUUUUCCUCAGGUAUGACGAUACCAGAAGAAGACACAGAGGCAGGUCAGACGGGAAAAUACUGCCUAGUGGCCAUUGGAAGACUGCAGGUGACCAGCUCUCCAGUUUCUAUGGAUAUGAAUGGCCUUUCAGUACCGACAGAGUUCUUGUCACGUCACAACUCAGAUGGUGUCAUCACAUUCGUCGACCCGCGCUGCAUCAACGUCAUUGGUUAUCAGCCUCAGGACCUGCUGGGAAAAGAUAUUCUGGAGUUCUGUCAUCCUGAAGACCAGAGUCACCUGAGAGAAAGUUUUCAGCAGGUGGUUAAAUUGAAGGGCCAGGUCCUGUCGGUGAUGUAUCGUUUCCGAAUGAAGAACAGGGAGUGGAUGCUAAUACGAACCAGCAGCUUCACCUUCCAGAACCCAUACUCUGAUGAGAUAGAGUACAUCAUCUGCACCAACACCAAUGUCAAGCAGCUACAGCAGCAGCAGCAAGCAGAGCUGGAGGUUCACCAGAGAGACGGACUGACUGCCUACGAUCUUUCCCAGGUGCCCGUGGCCAGUGUCAGCAGUGGAGUUCACGAGGCUGGGAAGAACAUUGACAAGACAGAAGCCCUGUUCUCCCAGGAGAGAGACCCACGUUUUGCUGAGAUGUACACCAGCAUCUCUGGCUCGGGAGAUAAGAAGAUGAUGGUUCCCACUUCUACAGCUGGAGGACAGCAGCUCUACUCCCAGAGCUCUCCCUUUCAGCAGGGACACUCUGGAAAGAGCUUCAGUUCCUCUGUGAUCCACGUCCCUGGUGUGAAUGACAUCCAGCCAUCGGGCUCAUCCAAUCAGAAUCUAGCUCAGAUCUCCAGACAGCUCAAUCCAGGGCAGGUGGCAUGGUCCGGCAACCGACCCCCCUUCUCUGGACAGCCUAGUAAAGCCCAGUCCAGCCCAUUUGGUAUUGGUUCUGGCCACAGUUACCAGACUGACCCAGCCUCCUACAGUCCCCUGUCGUCCCCAGCCACUUCCUCACCCAGCGGCAAUGCCUACUCAGGACUGACAAACCGCAGCACAGCUUUUGAUGUGGCGGGGGAGAGCAGUCAGAGCGGAGCCCAGUUCCCGGGUCGUCCCAGUGAGGUCUGGUCUCAGUGGCAAAACCAGCAUCACUCCCAACAGGCAGGGGAACAGCACACACACCCCAACCCCAGCCAGACAGAAGUUUUCCAGGACAUGUUACCCAUGGCUGGAGAUCCCACCCAGGGAACAGCCAACUACAACAUUGAAGACUUCGCUGACCUCGGCAUGUUCCCACCAUUCUCUGAGUAAUAUCUCCCUCUCUUCAUCACGUUCCCUCUCAGAACAGGUCGUUCAUUUGUCUACAUUGCUGGAUCACCAUCACAGAGCCGACAGGCAGCAUGGCGAAUGUCUGGGUGGACUUGUCAUUUGCACACAUACAAACACACAGUCCACUAAUGUUUGGGCUCCAAAGCCUGCAGUAUGUUUCUGUGCACAUACACAUACCUCAUCACUACAGAAUGGAACUUUGCUGACAGAUGGGUGAAACAUCAAUCAAGUCUGUAUUAGUUCUUCAUCUGUAGUUGGAUGGACACAGUCUUGAGCUCUUCGGUCUGGUCACUGAAACUGUCGAGCUCUCUGCAAUCACCAUCGGUAUGACCAGAUGGGGUCAUAAGGAAAUUGCAGCUGUAUUUGUUAUUAAGACUGCUAUCAGCAUUAUUAUCCAAGAUUUUACACUUCUUUCCUUUCGAUAUGGUAAAGGAAGCCAAAUGAAGUUUUGACUAAAAGUCUGUGUCCACAUGUCCAGCUGCUGUUCUUGUCUGCAGAAAUCUGUGCAGAUUACCACAAUUUAGGGCUGUGCCAACUGCAUCACUCUGUUGGAGGGUAUCUGAGAGGGGUUUUUUUCCCAUCAGUUGCGAUUACAAUUACAAUUCAGGAAAUAAACAUAGGUUUAUUUAUGUUAUUCUGUUCUCAACAACAGAGAAGCUCAGUCAUGUAGUAAGACACUGGGUAGUUAUAUCAUGCAUUUACCUUGCUCUUCAAAUGUGACAUGGCACUAACUUUACACCUACUAUUUUGUUGUUUCUAGACAACAGAAUGCAAACAUGCUGCAGUAAAUUGGAACCAAAUAUUUAUUGACUAAACAGGAAAUAUGCUUUUUGAUCAUUUCAGCCUUUGUGAGGGUCUUGAUGUAAAGCUCCUGUAUUCUGUGGACGCAGUAGCUUCUUCAUAUUGCAUUUAACUGUAUCACCAAGAUAACGAAUCACUACUUAUUAUAGAAGAAAGCCUUCCCUGGUAGGCUAGUGGUUAAGGCGCAGCGCUUUCACCGCUGCGGCACAGGUUCGAAUCAAGGUUGUGUCAGGAAGGGCAUUCGGCAUAAAACACAUGCCAAAUGUCAAAAUGCGAGUCGUCAUUGUGACAAUUCGCUGUGGCGACCCCUAAACGGGAAAAAGCCGAAAGUGACUUUCGUACUUAUUAUAGAAGAAUGCAGGCCUAUACUACUCCAGAAAAGUUUCCCAAAUUGGUCAGAAGCCUUGCUUAACUGGGAUUAUGACUGAGGAGGUUCUUUCACAGCUGAGAGAACACAGAACCAAGUGGAAAUGUGGCACUGUGAGUCGGCUGACAGCUGUAUACAUGUCAGUCCAGACAGGAUGUCACUAACUCACAGUACGUUAUGACAAACAACCAGCAGACUAGUAAGUGACCAGGGGCCCAUUUCAAGAAGUAGGUUUAACAAACUCAGAGUUCAAACCUGAACUCUGAGUUGACUUACACAGAGUUGGAAAACUUGGAGUUUUCGG
Molecule: messenger RNA, 2793 nt
Organism: Monopterus albus (swamp eel)
Lineage: Eukaryota; Metazoa; Chordata; Actinopteri; Synbranchiformes; Synbranchidae
Gene: arnt2
Product: aryl-hydrocarbon receptor nuclear translocator 2
Exons: 11
Coding region: 29-1303 (424 amino acids)
Biological process (GO): regulation of DNA-templated transcription
Cellular component (GO): cytoplasm; transcription regulator complex; nucleus
Molecular function (GO): DNA-binding transcription factor activity
Source: RefSeq, a predicted model, not a curated record